AGAAUCUUGGAUAGAGAGAGCGCCAUGGUCCACAGUUUCGUUCGAAUCUGUGGUGCCAUGUGAGAUAAUGUGAACAUACUUUCAAUAUAAUUUCAGGAAAAUGAAUAACAAAAAUGAUACCAAAUGGCGUCCUAUCACCAUAGCCAACUCUUCCAACCGCUUACGAAAUGCUAGAAACAUGCCCCAAUGGGUGAGUAAGAGCGGAUCGGGAGGUCCCCCACCACCUCCAAUACCAUCCGGUGAUGGAAAUGGAAAAUCAAAAAAUUCCAAACAAGGAAAAUUUUCAGAGCCGGACUAUGAAGUUAUUGAGUUUGGGCAGUAUUCGAAUGCUCCUAUGAUCAACAAAAAUGGAAAUACAUAUAAUGAUGGCUUACACUGCCAACUAUGUGGUUCACCGGUUCCGGCCCUCAAAUGUGACCAAUGUGCACAAAUAUUUUGCCCUUCCUGCGAUGAUAUGUUUCAUAGACAUCCUAAGCGACAUACCCACAUUAGAAAGGCUAUCGAUCUUCGCCAUUCGCAGCCUCUACUUCCUCCAUUACCCCCCAAAGGAGAACCCCCUGUGCCUCCCGUACCUCCGCCCAGACGUCGAAGAGCAGGCUCUGUAGGUCCUUCGCCAUGUCCCAGUCCAACACCUUCACGAGCUAAUCAGGGAAUAGGAUCAUUACUGAAAAAAGAUAGCUUAUUUUCAUUGAAAGAUAAGAUGGGCAGCCUGAAAAAGAUUAUGGGGAGCAGGCCAUUGCCUCCGACUCCACCUGCUUCAAACUAUCCAUAUCCAAGGUCAUCACCAGAGAGAACCAGUACUAUGAGUCCAAGUCCUUCUUUGCAGCAAAGAUACCGACAACACCAAAUGUUUAUGAGAGGAACUACACCCAACUUACCUUCAACGUGCGAUGAUUUCGACCAGCAAAGUCGAAAUAGUAGCUAUCCAGAAUCCGAUAGAGAGAGAUGGAAUCAAACAACCGGAAGACCUUCACAAAGAAAAUUGAGUACAUUUUCGAUGUCACCAUCUCCAAAGCAUCACAGUGCUUCCGUCUUUGAUCUAAACAAUUUGCCAACACACCAGCAUCAACAUCAUGGAUUUGUACCUAUGCAGCAGGCACAUUCAACUGCCCACUUGAACUACCCACCUUGUUGUCAAGGUCCAAUGCCAGAACAGUGGGGCCCAUGGGUCGAGCCUCACAGAACCGGCAGUAAUAUGAGCUUGAACAUGGUACCGGGAGCUUACCCCAUGAAUCCCAUGUGGAUGGGUACUUGGCACGGACCACCUCCAUCCGCUAUGUACCCAUAUCCGAUGCCCAUGAAUCAAGUGCAUCACAAUCAAUCCAGACCUGCUUCUCCAACUCAAAGCAUCAAAUCACGGAAGUCCACUAUGAGCAGGAAGAGCAGGAGAAAAUACAAACAUAGUGAUUCUGAAGACGAAGACGACAGGAGAUCAACUUUCAGUUAUCACGACAGGAGCGAGAGGAAGAGCACCGGCGGUAGAUUUACAGAUAGGAAGAGGUCCUUGAGGGACCCCAUGUCAGCACCUAGGGAGGUCCAACGAAGGAACACAAUAGAUUUGGUGGACAGGAUGUCGCUGAACAGGGCACGUCGGAGUGUAGCGGAAACCAGUGACAGUGACGACGAAUACCAACCUGAAAACCAGAGAGACGUGAUAGACGAGGUUUCAUCUGCUGAAGAAGUAGUACCAGAGAAACCAGUAGUGAAGAUGAAGGUUGAAAAUAACUCUUGGGAAUGCGAACAUUGCACUUUCGUCAAUGAUUUCGAUACGAAGGUCUGCUCGAUUUGUUGCAAAACAAGAACUGAAGCUGCUAAAAUCGUGGAGCAGCCAGAGGAUCCAAAUUUCAACUUCCUUUCUCCCAAAAACUUACCAACCCAGAAGUCGAAAAAGAAAGAACGCAAGAUGCAAACUAGCGGAUCUUCGGACAACUAUAGUCGGGACUGUAGCGAGACAGAGUCUCUGAUGAACAAACUUGGAAAUUUAAAACUGCCCAAAGAUGAGAUAAAGAAAGAGAUGGACCUGAAGAAAGGAGAAGAUACCAAAGUAUCGACCAGUGAGAGUGAAGUGGAAAGAAAAAGCCAUUCAACGAAAGUGGAUGUGCCGAAACUUGAUAUCAAUAUUGAUAAAGAACAAGAAGUAGAAAGUAAAGUUUCACUUAGUGAGGCAGUUUCACAAACUUCAGAUAAUGUGAAAGGACAAUCGACUUUUAAAAAUAGUGAAAGUGACUCUGGAGUAAAAAUGAUGAGUACCUCCACUGGGACAUCCCCACCACCACAAAGUGCUUCCACACAAACAUAUGAAGAUGUUCCUUUGGAUAACAACAGGGUGGGCAGGAGCAGACCUUCAAGCCGCAAUUUCAAAAGAAAUUCACAAAGGUCUCGCUCACUACACGAUUCUUCGAGAAAAGGGUCACAGUGGUCCCUGUACAGGUCUUCUAGCAGACAUUCGUUCACCACAGAUUCUCAAAGUCUACCGGGAAGUAGGGAACACAGUCCUUCCCCAUUUGAUUACCCUGAUAACGUUUAUUUUGAAAGAAACUCUCCGAGAGAGAGAAGGCCUUUUGCCUCCCGAAGAUCUUCUUUAUCUGAUGUGAGAAGACCAGAAGUUCGCAGAAAAUCCUCGAGGGAUAUUUACAUGGAUGGUUCCAAACCUUAUUCGAAAGAGAGUAGAUCCGAGUAUGGUCCAGACAAUGUAAUUCAUCGCCACGAUACUUACAAAUCUCAAGGCAUGGAAUUAGUGAAGCUCUUGAGGGAAGCUGAACAGUACAAAUUCAGCGCAGACGAAGUGCAAAUCGCACUGAACCAAUGCAAAGACUCGAAUCCCAUAGAAUGGCUGAAACAGAAUUGGCGCACUACCAUAACCAGCGUAGUAACCCUUGCCACACAAAUGGGCAGGGAGAUGCCAAUGAAUAUAAUCGGAACCAUUUCUGAAAAGGAAGCUCGUGAAGCCUUGAUCCUCCAUAAGGGUGUAUUAUGGCCCGCUGUAACAGAAUGUGUGGAGCAGAGGCAGAAAAAGUAUGCAGACAUAGCCUCUCGAGGAGAUUACAGCAGAGAGGACAUAGUCACUGUUUUGACUGCUAAUCAUGGAGAUCUGGAAGUGGCCUACAAUGAGCUAAAUAAGACACAAUUGAAGCCGUUUUUGAUGAGGAUUUGGGGUCCACCUGUAGGCACUGAUAAUGACUCAGGUAACGAGGGGGUUCUACUAGAAAAUAUGAGGGGUGAAGCCAUUCCCGUUUCAGAUUUGGUUCCUUUGGCAAAAGAAAAUAAACCAGCAGAAACAGCGGUGAGUUCUCUAUCCGACCUUUUAGCCAUAAAACCAUCCCUAGCCUCCUCACAAGUAAGUACAGCUCUACAAGAUAUAAGUAUCUCCCCUUCGACGAGCAACGAACAUUCCAAUUCAUCGACAAACCUCACAGAAGAAAUAGCCCUUCUCGAAACAGAAAUCACUAGAAACUUAUUGGACCUCAACGAAUUCAACGACAAUAUGGAAAAAGAAAUACGAGGUAGAGAAUCUACAGCAAAUAAGGAAGGUUCGGAAAAUUUCAAAGAUUACGAUUUGUUCGGAACAAGAAAAAACGCAAAUAAUAACAAGAUUUACGUUGAGAAAAGCAGUACCGUUAUACAAGUUUUAGACAGUCCCAAUGAAGAUGUAGAUCAAGAAAAAAAACCUGAUUCUGAAACAGAAUCCGAUGCUUCUGAAGAUGAUAAUAUCAAUGAAGAGUUCUCAGACGCUGUAGAAAAUAUUUUAGAGUUGGGAAAUGAUCGUUACUUUGACCAGAUGCCUGUUCAAAAAACGAGCGUCAGUACUCUGAAUAUUGUUCUGAAAAACAACACAGAUCAUAGUGGUCAGAAUAAGGAAAGAUCCGAAGAAGAAUUUAUGGAAAGCUUAACUGGAAUAGUACUUAAAAAUGAUUUCCAAGAAGAUUACUCAAGUGAAUUGAAAACUCCUGCUAUUGGAAUUGAAGACAAAAUAAAUCAACAACCAUUGUCGGAUCCGUCCAUAAGUUCUAAUAAUGCAGACGAGAAGAUAUCAUAUAUAACUGCAGGUUCUCUCUUAGGAAUGCAGAAUGUUGAUGAUCUACAAAAUAAUAAUGUAGUUAUGGAAGAAAGUCAGGAGACCCAUGAUGGAAUUUCUAAUUCAAAAAGAAAUUCUCUUAAGGGUGGAAUAAAAGUACAACUCCCUCAAAAUUAUUCUACAAUAGUUACUUCUUCAAUUAUAAUUCAAAAAAAUGAAGAUCCAAUAGACACAAAAAGAGAAGAUAAACUUCUUGAAAAGAACAACUCAUAUGGAUCAAUAAUGGAAACAGACACAAGAAAAGAAAAAAUAAUUGAUGCAAAGUCUGAGAAUAAUGAUUUAGAUACAUCAAUGAGAAAAAAAGACACAAGUAAAGAUGAUAAAAUGCCUGAAACUUCUCCAAAAAACGAAAAUGAAGUUAUUGAAACCUCAAAGCAAAAUGAUCCGCAUGGAUUAAUUACAGAACAAGGCUCAAAGAGAGAUGAUAAAAUCGCAGCACCUUCUGCAAAAAGCAAUUUCCAAGAAUCAGUUACAGCAAGCACGAAUAUUCAUAAUGAAAAUGAUAGAACUAACAUCGAAAUGACGAAGGAUCAAGCUCAAUUUGAAAAUAAAUCAGGAAAUGAAAACAUCAACCCAAUAAUUUCAGAAGAGAAAAUCGCUGAAGUUCCUGUUCAGGAUUCUUCUAAAAAAGAUAUCGAAACAUUUACUAAUAAGACAUCCGAAAAUGAUCCAAAACCGUUAAAAAAACAAGAAAGUAUUGGUAAGUUGGACAUCUCUUCAGUAAAAGUAUCGGUUAAUAGUACUGCUGAGGGAAUGGAGGCCAAUGAAGAAAACAAAACUAAAGAAUAUAAUCCAAAGGUUGAUCAAAACGACAUUAGAGUUCAAGAGCCAUCUACAAAUGAUUCAAUUGAAGCACCUCAAAAUGGAAAUGUGGAGAAAGAUACAGCUUUGAAAUAUAGACGCUUUUUAAAACUAAAAUUGCCUAGUGUUCGAACAAGACGUCCUAUUAGACCUAAAAAGAAAUCAAAAAGUUCCGUCAGAAAAUCUUCCUUGUCAUGUAUGAACAAUUCUUCAGAAGACGAGUCGAGUUCCGAAAUAAAUGACACCCAAACAAAAAAUAUAGAAAGAAUACCUGAACACAAUCCUGUUAUAGGUGAAAAAACGAACGACGAGAAAGCAGAGAUAAAAUGCUCAGAAAUUAAUGAUUGUGAUAGUGAUAUAAAUCAACAUAUGAACGAGUGUAAGGAUUGUGUUAUAAAUAGUGAAUUAAAAAACAAUCUUGAAGGUAAAUCUGCAAAUGAAGGAACUGUGUCAACAUUGACAAAAAAUGCAGAACAAAUACCUAACUUGGAUGGAGAAAAUUUGAUUCAAAAUGACACACCUGAAAAAACUUCGAGUUUGAAAAGGAAAAAAGGCUUCCGAAGAAAAAACAAUCUCAGCGUUAAUGUUAAAGUUGGAAAUUUAGCCAGGAUACAAGCUGGUGAAACUCCUGAUCUAGUGGACGACGAAAAAUCAUGUUUGCCGAUAGAAAUGAUUUCAGAAAAACAACUUCAAACAUUCACGUCUACUCGGAGUGAAUCAAACAUAGAUGUUAAUGAUAAAUCAAAGAAACAAACAACACCAAAAAGUCCAGGGUCUAGCCAGAAUUCGCUCAUACCGGUACCUAAAAAAUCGAAAAUACCAAUAGCAACUAGACAGAAUUCAAUACCAAAAGCUGAAACCAAACAGGAAAAAGAGAGUAAUGUAAGUAAGAUUCCUGUGAAAACAACUUCAAAUACCACCACAAGCAACAGUAAACCAUUGAGGACUUCUAAAAGCGAACCAAAAGAUAGUUCAGCUAAGGAUAGUGUACAAGUAUCAAGAGCCAGAAGUUUGACCCCUAACGACGUGAAAGCUAACAAACCAGAAUCUCAAAAGGAUAAGCACAGACAGAGGCAAAGCUUCGCUUCAAACAAGAUGAGCUCUUUCGAGUCUACCAGCUCCAAACAGUAUUCCUACACGAAAUCCUUGGAUAACGACAGUGAUUCUUCAGUAUCCGACAGCAACGUCGAGGACUUGCUGGAAUAUUCGGACGGUGACAAUUACGAAGAAUUCGAAGACGAGGAUUACGAGUCUGCCCAUCAGCCCACGUCGGAGGAAUACGAUCAGUUCGAAGAAAAGUUCAACAGGCUCAACGAGAAGUUAGAUUUCAAUCUGUCGGAAAUAAGCGCAAGGGUGGAGGAACUGACCAGUAAUAUUAGCCAGCAGAGCGACGAUUACAAGCCAAGUCAUAUGUAUCUUGACGAUACUUGCGAGUCUGAAGAAGCGGUAGAAGAACCGGAAGUGGAGGAGGAUGUUAUAGAUGAAAGAUUGACGAAGAUGGAGAUCUUAAAUACUAAUUUACAGGUGGAAUUCAGACAGCCAACUGAGAGUGAGGAGAGAGAGCGACAGGCUAGAAGAUUUUUAGCAGAGGGACAGGUUACAAGCUAUCAAGAGGCGGAGCUAGCUGCCAACCUCAUUGGACUGAAGUUUUCAACGGAGGAAGCGCUGGAGGCUGUGAAAGAUUGCAGCAGUUUGGAUGCAGCUAUUGCCUAUCUUCAGCAAGAAUGCGAACUCUGUGCUGGAAAGUACCCCAUGAAUAAAAUUGUAUCUAUGUUAAAAUGCGUGCAUAGAUGCUGUUUCGACUGCGCGAAAAACUAUUUCACGAUUCAAGUAACCGACCGAAGCAUCAUGGAUUGUACAUGUCCUUUCUGCAAACAUCCUGAAUUGACCAGCACGGAAUUAUCAGAGGACGAACUUUCGGAUUACUUCUCGAACUUGGACAUACUGUUGAAAGGGAUCUUGGAAACGCAGGUCCACGAAUUAUUUCAACAGAAGUUGAGAGACAGGACUCUUAUGCAGGAUCCCAAUUUUAAGUGGUGUGCUCAGUGCUCUUCUGGUUUUUUCGCAAAUCCUAGGCAGAAAAGGCUGAUGUGUCCAGACUGUAAAGCUGUAACUUGUGCUGAAUGCAGACGUUUGUGGGAGAAACAACACGAGGGCAUCUCCUGUGAGAAGUUCGCCGAGUGGAAGGAGGCAAAUGACCCCGAAAACCAGCAAUCUGGCGUGACUAAACAUCUGCAAGAGAAUGGCAUAGAUUGUCCCAAGUGCAAGUUCAAGUACUCGCUGGCCAAGGGAGGCUGCAUGCAUUUCACAUGCACCCAGUGCAAACACGAGUUUUGUUACGGGUGCGGAAAGCCAUUCAUGAUGGGCGCAAAAUGCGGACUAAGCGCCUACUGCGGAAAGUUGGGCCUUCACGCGCACCAUCCCAGAAACUGCCUCUUUUAUUUGAGGGACAAAGAGCCGCAAGAACUGCAGAAACUUCUCAAGGAUCACAAGAUUCCAUUCGAUACUGAAAUCAAAUCGAACAGAGAAGAUCCAGCGUCGAGGUUAAAAUGCUGCAUACCACUUCAAAGAGAAACUCCCAAUGGUCUAAUAGACACUGUUUGCAAUAAUGAAGUGUUAGCUGGGCAAGCUGGAUUGUGCAGGAUGCACUAUAUCGAAUAUCUUUGUUAUGUAAUAAGAAAAAACAAAGUAGAUCCGAUACAUUUAUUAACAGCAGACGAUUUAGAAACAGUUGUGAGAAGAGCAGCAAAAAAGUUGCCUCCAAAUGCAUAUGGAACGCCUAGAGAUAUGUAUCGAUUUAGACUCUCACAGAUCGUAAUGGAACAAAUACCACUGGAUUGAUCCCUUGAUAUUAUAUUAUCAUGUGAAGAAAUUAUUCUACUGGUUGAUUUUUAUUUUUUUCAUUUAUGUAAUUAUUCAAUCAUAAUUCCACAUAACAAAACAAUAAAAUAUAAAAAUAUAA
Messenger RNA from Harmonia axyridis, 7838 nucleotides. It is a transcript of the gene LUBEL, whose product is annotated as E3 ubiquitin-protein ligase lubel. Lineage: Eukaryota; Metazoa; Arthropoda; Insecta; Coleoptera; Coccinellidae. Gene Ontology annotation, molecular function: linear polyubiquitin binding; K48-linked polyubiquitin modification-dependent protein binding; K63-linked polyubiquitin modification-dependent protein binding. The record is from RefSeq and is a predicted model, not a curated record. Gene Ontology annotation, biological process: protein linear polyubiquitination. The transcript has 23 exons. Bases 101 to 7717 code for a protein of 2538 amino acids. Gene Ontology annotation, cellular component: LUBAC complex.